AUGAGUCCAUUGUUACCGCGGGCUGUCGCAAGUGCAUCUACCCGAAUCCAUCUCACCAAUCCACGUGCGGUAUUUAGAGGCCAUCCCGCUCUCGUAUCCAACGCCGUGUUCGUCUCUCUUGGCCAGAAUACGCAACACCGAGGGAAUUGCCAUAUAUCGCUCAUCCGCCCAGCAGCCACCAUCUCCUCGCCAGUUACUUCGAAAACAAAAGGAAAUCGGAGAACAGUAGCGUCGGCAGCAAUGUCUACCAAUCUCAUCGAGUCUGCUAAGCGGGCCGCGUGUCGGCAGGCCGUGACCAACCAUUUUAGCCCGGACUUUACCUACGUCGGCAUCGGGAGUGGUAGCACGGUGGCUUAUGUGGUAGAAGCAAUCGCGGAGCUGGGGCCGUCCGUUACCGGCAAGAUGAAGUUCGUGCCGACGGGAUCGGGCUCGACAGCGCUGAUCCACAACUCGGGGCUCUCGGUGCUGCAGGUGCCGGACCUCCUGCUAGAAAUAGGCUUUAACCCCGGAUCCGCAGACCACCAACCCAUCGAUAUCUACUUCGACGGCGCGGACGAGGUCGACGCCGAGCUUAACUGCAUCAAGGGCGGCGGUGCUUGUCACUUUCAAGAGAAGCUUGUUUCUCGCCUAUCCAAGUCUUUCAUCUGCGUCGCCGAUAGCCGCAAGAAGGUCGACCGUCUCCUGACUAACUGGACAUACAUCCCUGUUGAAGUAUCCCCUAUGGGAGGCGAGUACGUGCGCCGCGAGCUAUUGCGUCUGGGCAGCACCGAUCCCAAAAUUCGGACUUCGGGCCCUACCUUCAUCCGCACAAUCACGGAUAACCACAACCACAUCAUCGAUGCGCCGUUCCCGACGCUAUUGCUAAAUAGCGAGACCGAUAAGUUGGACCCUGCUAAGGGACUCUGGACGCCGGAUGCUUUGCUGGCGCGGAUUAAGAAGAUCUUCGGCGUUCUCGAGGUGGGCAUUUUCUCCGGACUGAAUGGUCCGCAGGUAGCACAGUUGGGCACGGAUAUAGAAGGAGUGAAGCCUGUAAAGGCAUACUUCGGCAUGCCAGACGGUAAUGUAGAGACGUUAGGUUAA
This is a messenger RNA of Daldinia decipiens, 1080 nucleotides long. Its product is annotated as ribose 5-phosphate isomerase. Gene Ontology annotation, biological process: D-ribose metabolic process; pentose-phosphate shunt, non-oxidative branch. The coding region runs from base 1 to 1080 and encodes 359 amino acids. Gene Ontology annotation, cellular component: intracellular membrane-bounded organelle. The transcript has a single exon. Gene Ontology annotation, molecular function: ribose-5-phosphate isomerase activity. The record is from RefSeq and is a predicted model, not a curated record. NCBI's taxonomy places the organism in Eukaryota, Fungi, Ascomycota, Sordariomycetes, Xylariales, Hypoxylaceae.